Hypoxylon fragiforme is the source of this 3102-nucleotide messenger RNA. RefSeq names its product pseudouridine synthase. Gene Ontology annotation, cellular component: nucleus. Gene Ontology annotation, molecular function: pseudouridine synthase activity; RNA binding. The transcript is spliced from 4 exons. NCBI's taxonomy places the organism in Eukaryota, Fungi, Ascomycota, Sordariomycetes, Xylariales, Hypoxylaceae. The record is from RefSeq and is a predicted model, not a curated record. The coding region runs from base 283 to 2889 and encodes 868 amino acids. Gene Ontology annotation, biological process: pseudouridine synthesis.
GUUCAAUCGCAUAUCCCGCCAACACUAAAGCUACCAGCGACAAGCUCAGUACAUACCUAACCUACAUAUGUAGUAAGUAGUAAGACUUCAUUCAGUAUUGAGUCUCUCACUCACUCAUUCAAUCCCUCACAUAUAGGUUCAGUGCCUACGUAUCUACCUAUUAUUACCCAUCUUUCACAAAUGGAAUUGUAAAAAAAAAUAGUCCGGUGAUUUUCCAACGUAUUCAUCAAUACCUACUGUUCUUUUCUACACCCUCACCCCUAGCCUUACUCACGAUCAAAGAUGGCGACUCAUACUGCUAUGGCCCAAGGCAGCAAUGCCUCAAUGCGAAGCUCUUUUGAGCAACGUAUCGGUAUCCUCAAUUAUGUGUCAGAGAAAGAGCAUGGCUGGCACGGCCAGAUUCGCACAAGAUUUACCGAUUUCCAGGUUCAUGAGAUCAGCAAGGAUGGCGAGGUCAUCCAUCUACACGAUUUCCAGACGAAUGCAAGGGAAUUGGCAAAGGCUGGAACGUCCCGCCAGUCGACAGCAAUGCCACAGGCUUCCCAGGCAUCUCCAACAGACAAUGGCAAAACUGCAGCCGAGGAUGUUAGCACCGUCUCGGAGACUCCCAAGGAGCCCCAGCCAGAUAACGUAGAACAGAAGAAAAAUGAAGACACAUCCACUAUCAUAUCUCUAUCCGACCGUACAAUCCUAACAGAAAUUCUCGGCCAAGGCACUGCAGAGGAACUGAUCAACUUGCAUGAGAAAUCUAGUCAGAAUAAGGGGGUGCGGCCUAAGAACUCUGACUUUGUAAAGAUUGCUGCCAUAACCGACAAAGCGCAGAGAUCCCGAGUUCAUACGGAAGUUCGUCGAAUUUUUGGAGGUAAACUCGACACUGCCACUGAGUCCGAUGGCUCUAUCAAGGCAACAGUUGUCAGUAGAGGUAAUUUGCAAUGGGGCAAUCGUUCCAGAAACGAUAGAUCCAGGAACAAUGGGCAAGAUCCUGGACAAGCCAACGAGGGUAAAUUCUUACACUUCACCCUUUACAAAGAGAAUCGAGAUACCAUGGAAGCAAUCAAUCAGAUAGGCCGUGUUCUCAAUCUCAAGCCUUCCUUCUUCGGUACUGCUGGUACCAAAGAUCGCCGUGCUGUGACAACCCAGCGGGUCAGUAUGCGGAGACGAAACCCGCAGACUCUGAUAUCCAUCAACAAUGAGCGAGUAUUUGGUGUGAAAAUUGGAGAUUUCAAGUUCGAGCACUACCCGAUUCAUCUAGGACAACAUAAGGGAAACGAGUUCGUCAUAGUUGCCAAAAAUUGUUACUUUAGCGGAACCAAGGACCUGGCAUUCGAGCAAAAGCUCAACAUUGCAAAGACAACGAUAGACUCUGCAUUGGCACAAGUUAAGGAAAAUGGGUUCAUCAACUAUUAUGGCACUCAAAGAUUUGGUACACACCAAAUCGGAACUCAGGAGAUCGGUAUGAAGAUUCUUAAGCAAGAUUUUGAGGGUGCCGUACGAGCUUUGCUAUCCUUCGAUCCUCAGUUACUCGAGACUUCUGAACCAGAUUCUAUGGCAUCAAUGCGCCGCGAGGAUGCUGCCCGCGCGCUCGCCUGUUCGAUCUUUUCGAAUACAGGAGAUGCUCAAGAAGCCCUCAAAAUUCUACCCAGAAGGUGUCAUGUCGAGUCAGCCUUAAUGCGCCAGCUAGGUAAACAUCCCAAAGAUUUUCUCGGGGCUCUUCUUUCUAUUAACCGCGGGAUGCGCUCGAUGUAUGUCCACGCAUACCAGUCGCUGGUGUGGAACUUUGCCGCAAGCAAACGCUGGGAGCGUUUCGGUCCUUGUGUAGUCAAGGGAGACUUAAUCUUCGUCGAAUCCGAAGCCUCUGUCUCGCAAAAUGCUCACCAGAAUGGAAACGAUGACGAGGAGAUGAUUCACCUUGUAGAUGGAGGUUCCAUCAACGAAGAGACACACGGGCUGAAGGUGCAUGCUCUAACGGAGCAAGAGGCUGCGAGCGGGAAAUAUUCAAUUUUUGACAUCGUUUUGCCUUCUCCUGGCUGGGAUGUCAUGUACCCAGAUAAUGAGAUUGGUCAAUUCUAUAAUGAGUUUAUGGCCAAGGAAGAAAACGGUGGACUUGACCCUCAAGACAUGCUGCGCCAACAGAGAGAUUUCAGUCUUCCGGGAUCUUACCGCAAGUUAAUGGGGAAGUUCAUCGACACUCCUAGCGCUUCUGUUCAGGCCUACUCAAAUGAUAUGGAGCAACUAGUGCCCACUGAUUUGGACAUAAUACGAUCUCGCAAAGUCAAGGAGGAGGGAGAACGCGCAGCCGCCCGACGAGAGAUGAAGACUUCCUCGUCAGCUUGGCAGAAUUUUGUCGAUAACGUACAGGAGAUCGAUCUUCAGACGACGAAUGAGAAAAGGAAAGCUGAAGACUCCUCCCACGUUCCAGAGAGUCGAGUGGAAGACACGUGGGUGCAGACUUCGGUUGACGAGAAUAACAAACGAGUCAAAGUUUCUGUGCAGCAUGAUACUUUCAGUGCCGGUAUGCAGAAAGAAAACAAUGCCUCCACAACUGCCGGGGAUGAGAUGCAAGUAGACGUGGAUGCAGCGGAUCAAGUAGACAAAGUCGAGGUGCCGCAAACGAUGAAUCCGGAUAAUGGAGAUUCUGUUCACUCAGUUGUGCCUGAAUCUGGACCAGAAGGCCAUGCAUCAAAUGCCGUCAUAGCAGUCCCUGUGGAAGAAGCAGCCCAGCCCAUCGAGAAGAAAAUUGCAGUGAUCCUUCGAUUUGCGCUGAACACGAGUCAGUAUGCAACUAUAGUUCUUAGAGAACUUCAAGGAGUGGUUCCUACGAGCGAGGAUGCGGUCAGCCUACCAAGUUCAUCAGCCCCUCUGAGCGAGGGUGCUAUCGACAUCUUGUGACGAACGCAUUGUAUCUAUAAACUGCGAUAGCACGAAUGAGUUGAGGUCCCCGAUAUUUGGUGAAGAGAGGGCUUGCAGUAUCGUGUCGUUAUAAACUAGAUACCCAUUGUUGAUGAACUAAGUAACGCACGGAGUUGAGACCUAAUAUGGUACCUAUGCCAGUGUGUAUGUGACUAUUUUGCGUGAUUCUAGGCUGUAGAUUCGAGGUUCGAG